Emiliania huxleyi CCMP1516 is the source of this 795-nucleotide messenger RNA. RefSeq lists its product as hypothetical. The record is from RefSeq and is a predicted model, not a curated record. Gene Ontology annotation, cellular component: spindle pole centrosome; spindle midzone; chromosome passenger complex. The transcript is spliced from 2 exons. Gene Ontology annotation, molecular function: protein kinase activity; ATP binding. Gene Ontology annotation, biological process: mitotic spindle organization; protein phosphorylation; regulation of cytokinesis. NCBI's taxonomy places the organism in Eukaryota, Haptophyta, Isochrysidales, Noelaerhabdaceae. Bases 1 to 795 code for a protein of 264 amino acids.
AUGUGGGAGUACGCCGCGGAUGUCUGGUCUCUGGGGGUCUGCCUUGUGGCGAUGCUCGGCGGCUUCAUGCCCUUUGCAGCAGACCAGCGGCGAUUCGCGAGUCAGGUGAGGGUGCUGCGGCGCGUCCAAGAGGAGGGCCGAUCGGCGACGAGAGCCAUCUUCGGCUGGUUCCCACCUCGGUGGUGCAAUCUCUCCGUCGGCGCAAUCAGCCUGAUCGAUUCGCUCCUCGCCCUCAACCCUCGCGAACGGCCCCCCUCUGUCGCCACGGUGCUCCAGCACCCGUGGAUCAGCAGACACAGCCAUGGCGAGGAGUGCGCAAUCGAGCGCGAGGGACCAGCCUCGCCAGACGAAGCCACGACCUCGACACGCGAUCCGACUCGCCACGGUCAAUUUUGGGUUCUGGAGGGGAAGAAAAAGAAAACGACCGUGCGUGACGAGACUCAUCAGUCCUCGCUCGUCCACUCCGCUCCACAGCAGAGCGCUCCACAGCAGAGCUCGUCCACAAUGCUCCGUCUCGUCUUCUCCCUGCUAAUUCUCCUCUGCCUGUCCGCUGACUCAAUCGAGGCACGCACCGCCAUGCGCAAGCUUCCCGUCCGAGCGACCCGCGCGCCAGCUGGGGCGAUGAUGGCAGGCGGCGAUGAACCAAGUGAGCUGCUGCCAGAGCGCUGGACAAAGGGCCGAGUCGUCAAGGAGCCGACCAAGGCCAAAGCAGCUGCGGCUGACGAUGCGACUCGGCGCGAUAAGCUGUACUUGCACGACGACCUCCUGCCCUCGCGCUGGCUCAAUCUCCUCUGA